AUGUGCAAAAAGUACUGCUGGGAGAUAAGGAGGUAUAAUGGUAGUCACACGUGUACUAGAGCAACCAUUUCUCAAGAUCAUUCGAAAUUGGGUUCUAACACAAUUGCAGAAGAAAUUAAGCCCUUGGUAGAAGUUGACCCAUCUAUAAAGGUGAAAUCAGUUAUUGCAGAAGUACAGUCAAAGUUUAAUUACACCGUAAGUUAUCGCAAAACAUGGUUAGUAAAGCAGGAGGAAGUGGAGUCAAUUUUUGGCGGUUGGGAAGCUUCAUAUGAAGCUUUGCCCAUCUGGUUUGAGGCCAUGUGUCACAAAGAGCCAUCAACGAUAGUUCACUUUGAAAUAAUGCCUGCGUACCAGGGUGAUGACUUGGUUCCUAACAAUUGUGUCUUACAUCGAGUCUUCUGGAGUUAUUACCCUUGUAUCAGAGCAUUUAGACAUUACAAGCCAAUAGUGCAGGUAGACAAAACUCAUUUGUGUGGAAAAUAUAAAGGUUGUUUGUUGGUUGCAGUUUCUCAGGACGGCAACAACAAUAUGGUGCUCAUUGCAUUUGCGAUAGUGGAGGGAGAGACAUCUGAGGCGUGGCACUUUUUUCUCAGUAACUUGCGACAGCAUGUGGUGACACGUGACGGUGCGGGCCUUAUCACCGAUUGA
Molecule: messenger RNA, 648 nt
Organism: Arachis duranensis
Lineage: Eukaryota; Viridiplantae; Streptophyta; Magnoliopsida; Fabales; Fabaceae
Exons: 1
Coding region: 1-648 (215 amino acids)
Source: RefSeq, a predicted model, not a curated record